Molecule: messenger RNA, 3974 nt
Organism: Nothobranchius furzeri (turquoise killifish)
Lineage: Eukaryota; Metazoa; Chordata; Actinopteri; Cyprinodontiformes; Nothobranchiidae
Product: dnaJ homolog subfamily C member 11
Biological process (GO): cristae formation
Source: RefSeq, a predicted model, not a curated record
UCGAGGAUACUGAGAAGGUGGGCGGAGCCAGACUGGUGUAACUCAAACAUGGCGGCGUCUGCAGAAGACGAAUUUGACUUUAACACUCAGGACUACUAUUCUCUUCUCAACGUCAGGAAAGAGGCAACAUUAGAGGAGCUGAAAUCAUCAUAUCGUAGGCUUUGUAUGCUCUAUCAUCCAGACAAACAUCGAGAUCCAGAGCUGAAGAGACAAGCGGAGCAGCUUUUUAACCAGGUGCACCAGGCCUAUGAAGUGCUGAGCGACGCUCACUCCAGAGCCAUCUAUGACAUCUUUGGGAAGAAAGGGCUGGAGGUGGAGGGCUGGGAGGUGGUGGAGAGGAAGAGGGCACCGGCAGAAAUUCGAGAGGAAUAUGAACGACUACAGAGGGAAAGAGAAGAGCGACGACUGCAGCAAAGAACAAAUCCCAAGGGCACCAUAAGUGUUGGUGUGGAUGCAACAGACCUGUUCGACCGUUACGACGAGGACUUUGAGGAGAUGCCAGGAGGAGGCUUUCCUCAUGUAGAAAUCAACAAGAUGCACAUAUCCCAGUCCAUAGAGGCUCCUCUGACAAAUACUGACACAGCCGUUCUGUCUGGCUCCCUUUCUACACACAAUGGGAGUGGAGGGGGCAACAUUAACAUGACCGUACGCAGAGUUACGUCGGCAAAAGGCUGGGGGGAGGUAGAGUUUGGUGCAGGAGACAUACUAGGACCUCUUGUUGGGUUAAAGGUGUUCCGUAACAUUACUCCGCGCUGUUUCCUCACAGCCCAGUGCGGUUUGCAGUUCUCUCCUCGAGGCUUGCGGCCAAGCUGCUCUCUGAUGACAGCACGCCACCUGGACCAGAACACUAUGGGCUACCUUCAGUGGCGCUGGGGGCCCAAUAGCGCCAUGACUACCAGCCUGGUCCGAGACACAAAGAGCAGCCACUUCACCCUAGCUCUGCAGCUGGGUGUGCCUCACUCCUACCUGAUGAUGAGUUACCAGUACAAGUUCCAGGAUGAAGACCAGACCAAAGUGAAAGGCUCGGUCAAGACCGGCUGGUUCGGUACCGUAGUGGAGUACGGAGCGGAGAGGAAGAUCAGCCGACACAGUGUUCUGUCGGCCGCCGUCAGCAUUGGUGUCCCACAGGGAGUCACGCUCAAGAUCAAGCUGGCACGUGCCAGUCAGACGUACCUGUUUCCAGUCCACCUGACUGAUCAGCUGCUGCCCAGUGCGGUCUUCUACGCCACUGUAGGACCUCUCCUGGUGUACAUGGCCGUCCACAGACUGAUCAUAAUCCCGUACACCAAAGCUCAGAAGGAGCAAGAGCUGGAGCUGCAGAGGAAAAGCUCCGCCACCGACAUCGCCCAGAAGAAGCAGGAGGCAGAGUCCGCUGUUCUGCUGAUGCAGGAGUCUGUGAGGAGAAUCAUAGAAGCAGAAGAAUCCAAGAUGGGUCUUAUCGUCCUGAACGCCUGGUACGGGAAGUUUGUGUCUGACACCAGCCAGAAGCAGGACAAAGCCAAGGUUAUUGACGUCACUGUGCCGCUGCAGUGCCUGGUCAAAGACUCCAAACUCAUCCUCACUGAAGCGUCUAAGGCAGGGCUGCCGGGCUUUUACGACCCUUGUGUUGGAGAGGAAAAGAGCCUAAAACUACUAUACCAGUUCAGAGGGGUCAUGCAUCAAGUCAUCUCUGCAGACACCGAGCCGCUACGAAUACCCAAGCAAUCUCACAGAAUCGAGUCCGAGUCCUAAGAGCCCGCUGCUGUCGAAGUACCAGAGAGCAAGUGAGGAUAAAACAGACUUCGUGUGCAGGGAAGAAACCCCACGACUCUUAACAGGAGCUGGUUUCUCUGCUGUAGCUCUCCUCUGUCUUUGUAUUAGUGAAUCCGUCCCACAGCUCUGUCCACUCCUUCCUUUCCUUAAGGCCAGUUCUCGGCUCCAGCUGGGUCAGCUCUGAGUUUUCCUUGCUGGCCGAUCCGGCUCGCAUCUCUCCGCCACAGGAGAUCCGACGUCAGUCCUGAACUAAGGUUUUAUAUUUGUAGGACACAGAGGGGCUGAUUAUUACUGUAGAUAUGGUGAUGCCAUAUACAACGGAGGCAUCAUUUUCACUGUAUGAUUGUACUAUUUGUCCUUGAUGUGUCUUGCUCUGAUAUUUUUCAGCAUAACUAAGUCAUUCAGGCAGAAGACUGUGGGAACAGCACCGUGCAGGACCGUGUUUCAGUUAGCCCUGGGCUAAUCAGGAUGGAGGACAGGCCGAGAUCAUGUUUUAGGGUCAUGUUCAAAAGUGUUUUGUUCAAAUUUGUAAUAUUAUUUCAGUGGCGUCGCUGCUGAGUGUUGCUGUAGGUGUCAGCUGUUACUUUAUAAUGAUUAACUGUGAAGAAAAGGAAAAAUGAAGGCGGUAUAGAUUGGACAAGCCUUCUGAUAGUUGUGAUCCAACUAAAAACAGACAGGUUUUUAUUUUCCUCAUGGAUUUUUAAUAGUGUAGAAUGCAGCUUAGAGGCAGAAACACAGCUUGGAUUUAAUCUGAGUUUGUGUUCAUUGAUCAUUUCUGAGGAGUUGGGAGCCAAAACUGAAUUUUCUGUGAUUUUUCAUAUGCUGAAGGUUAUAGUUUGUACUUGUUUACUGGGCACAAAGCCAGUAGUAACCAUAAAUAUUGGUGUAGUAUUUAAAACUAAAAGCAAAAACAUGAAUAUGUUUGCUGAGAUUUAGAAAAAGUGUUUAAAGAGGUCCUUCACUCAUAUUUUAAUACAAUUGCAAUGGUCUAUAGUAGAGAUAAGGAGUCUUCUCUCCUCUGAUUGGCCAAUAGCAACACAGCUACCACUAUCUUUGCUUUGCAACGUUGAUGUUGUAUCUCCACAAAUAGCACAAAUCAGAAGGAGUUCUGCCAUGUGGUGGAGUUGCUAAUGCUAGUGAUUAGCUUCUACUAGCCGAGAUGUUCUCUGCUGUUUCCUGGACGCUAAACCAACAACAGCCUUCCCCGUCAUGAGUCAAGAUGACUGAGUCUAUAUAUGUUGUGACAGUGUGAUUAAUCUGUCAGGCUAUUCAAAUCCUAGAGUUUCACCAUCUAUUUUCUAUCGGAAGCUAAUGCAGGAGAUAGGUGUAGGAGACUAUUUUCAUGAUCAGACUGCAUGAAAAAGAGUAACCGAUCGUUUUCAAAAAUAAGUAAAACUGGUUUCUCAGUGAAGAACCUCUUUAAAGAAACUAUCAAACCUGCAUCCUGUAGCUCCUUUACUGCUGGAGCCCCACAAAAACUGGUCUAUUUAUGUUUUUGUUGCUGUAUACGUAGCAGAAGUGCAGAUGGAUUUCCAUUGCCAUCUAUUUUUUAGUGGUUCACACACUAUUUGACCUCUGCUGUAACUGGUUCCUCAGCAGAACGGCACACACAGCGCUCCCAACUCCUGAUGAACAAUCAAGUGUGGUGGCACUUAGAGGUGCUAAUUCCAGCCGAACAGUAAAGCUCUCAUUUAGGCCAGUUUAAUUGGAUUUUACUCCCUAUCUGAUUGGUCCAUCUGUUGGUGGAUGGAUUGUGCAAUAACAAAAAGCUGCUUAUCGCUUUACUUUUAAUUUUUGGAGGGAGCAAACUAUUUAAUGAACUACAGGGAAACCUCAACAUUACCAGAAACACUAAAAGUAGUUAAAAAGCUGCAUUUUCACAGCCUACAAAGGUUAUAUUUUUGCACUAAAUGUAAAUACAUAUCAUAGGUAUGAGGCUAAUUAACAUAGUGCUGAAAACUUCAAUGUAGCAGUUUUACAUUGGAUUAAGUAAAGCUGAUCUUGUUACUGCAGCAGCCGUUUUGCACUGAACCCUUAGUAUUGUUUUAUUUCUGUUGUCUUAAAUGUGCCGUUUUGUUAGAUCAUCUGGUCUCUUUCUGCAGAAGCUGCUCCUUCACUUCCACAUUCCACCCAAACGGACUUGCAUUAUGUAAAUGUUGCUUAUGGUUGAAAGGAGCCGGCGCUCAUCCUGUAAAGAUAACAAUAAAUAUGGAGUAAGAGCA